AUGGCCACACUGAAUCUCAGCCGUUCAUUUCCCUCAGUCGCCGGUUGGAAUUCUCCGUGCCAGAAAUUCACACAACCCACCAAACCAACAAUCUCAUGCUCCAACUCUCAUCUCCCAGGCAAGUUUAAGAGACCGUACACGAGCGUGAUGAUAGUCCCAACCGGUGUCGGAGCCUCCAUUGGUGGCUUCGCCGGAGAUGCUCUGCCGGUGGCUCGGACGCUCGCCUCCGUCGUUGACUGCCUCAUCACUCAUCCCAACGUUCUUAAUGCAGCAAUGCUUUAUUGGCCGAUGCCAAAUGUAUUAUAUGUUGAGGGCUAUGCUCUUGAUCGAUUUGCAGAAGGCCUAUGGGCACUACAACCAGUUCACCAGAAUAGGGUGGGACUGGUUCUUGACGCUGGAAUAGAGGAAGAGCUUUGCAUUCGCCAUCUACAAGCAGUUGAUGCUACAAGAGCUUCCCUUGGUUUUCCUGUUGUCGAGUAUAUUGUCACUGACACCCCUUUACUGGUGGAGAAAUGGGUUGAUCUGAAGAGUGGACAAUCAACUGGGAGGAUAAAACAUCCUGAUUCCCUAUUGCGAGCUGUAGAGAAAUUAAUUGAGCAAUCAAUGGUGAAUGCCGUUGCAGUUGUAGCACGCUUCCCAGAUGAUGAUACUGAAGAUAUAGAUGAAUAUCGACAAGGGAUGGGGAUAGAUAUUUUGGCAGGAGUGGAGGCAGUUAUAAGCCAUCUAGUGGUGCAGAAUUUUGGGAUUCCCUGUGCACAUGCCCCUGCACUAUCAUCCCUUACUCUAAGCAUGUCAGUAUCUCCAAAAUCAUCCGCUGAAGAGAUAGGAUACACAUUCUUGCCAUGUGUGCUUGCUGGCCUUAGCAAUGCACCUCAGUACAUGGUCAGGAACUUUGAAUCACUAGAAAAGGGUUGCAUAUUAGCAAGUGAUGUUGACAGCGUCAUUCUUCCAAUAGAUGCUUGUGGUGGAGAUGGUGCUCUUGCAUUCGCAAAUGCUAGAAGAAACAAGCCCCUUAUAAUUGCUGUGGAAGAGAAUGAGACAGUACUCAAUGAUACACCAGAUAAACUUGGGAUUGAAGCGGUCAAGGUCUCAAACUAUUGGGAAGCAAUUGGUGUCAUUGCAGCUCAUAAGGCAGGAAUUGACCCUGAUUCUCUCCGAAGAAACAGAAUUAAGAACAUUCGACACACAUCCUCCUUCCCUUCUUUAAAUGGUAAUUCUGUUUCGAGCGCCAGAUUAUUUUCUUAA
Molecule: messenger RNA, 1245 nt
Organism: Ilex paraguariensis (yerba mate)
Lineage: Eukaryota; Viridiplantae; Streptophyta; Magnoliopsida; Aquifoliales; Aquifoliaceae
Source: the annotation of a GenBank genome assembly